ACACAUAGUAACAGAUCAUAUUUAACUCAAAACAAUUUCCCCCAAAAUCAAAAUCCUUCCUCAAAACCCCAGCCUCCGUCGAGGUGUAUAUAUAUACACACACACACACACAGAGAGAGAGAGAGAGAGAGUAAUUGAAGAUGGCAGGGUUGCAGAGAUCAGCAGUAUCAUUCAGGAGACAAGGAUCCUCUGGAUUCGUAUGGGACGAUAAAUUCCUCUCUGGAGAGCUCAACAAGCUCGCCGACCAACAAAAGGAAGAAUACAAAAACAAGAGAUCUCAAAACCUCAAAUCGGGGGAAAAAUCCGCAUCCGCCGCCGAGAAUUUCGCUGUAAGCGGCGGAAUCGCAAUCGAGAGGAGCCGAUCCAGCGGCGGACGCGCCAACCGCGCGGGGAGAGCUCCGCCGCCGCUCGAGCCGCCGUCCCCUAGGGUUUCCGCCUGCGGACUCUGCGGCGCCUUCGGAAACAGCGGCAAGACGCGCCGCCGGCCGCCCAAGGCUGCCAAGCGCGUGAUGUGAUUCCGGUGCGGUGGCGGUUAAUUUUGCGAACCUAUAAUCACGAUUUCUUUCUUUUUAUCUUUUUAUUAGUUUUAUGUAAAAUAUGUUGUUAUCUUUCGACUUUUAAAAAAAAUCAAUGUUCAAGUAAAUCUAUUUUUCCUAUAA
Salvia splendens (bonfire salvia) is the source of this 659-nucleotide messenger RNA. RefSeq lists its product as uncharacterized. The transcript has a single exon. The coding region runs from base 141 to 515 and encodes 124 amino acids. NCBI's taxonomy places the organism in Eukaryota, Viridiplantae, Streptophyta, Magnoliopsida, Lamiales, Lamiaceae. The record is from RefSeq and is a predicted model, not a curated record.